Cheilinus undulatus (humphead wrasse) is the source of this 3506-nucleotide messenger RNA. Its product is annotated as vascular endothelial zinc finger 1-like. The record is from RefSeq and is a predicted model, not a curated record. The transcript has 5 exons. Lineage: Eukaryota; Metazoa; Chordata; Actinopteri; Labriformes; Labridae. Gene Ontology annotation, cellular component: nucleus. The coding region runs from base 57 to 1430 and encodes 457 amino acids.
UGGUUGCUUUGUUGUAGGCUUCUACUUGGUUUCCUACAGAAUUAGUAAGUGUGGAAAUGGAGCCGAGCUGGAGUACGUUUCUUUUUCAACAGGCCAAUGAAGCCCUCCACCACCAGCACCAGGUGGCCCAGAACAGCCUGCUGCCACUUCUCAAUGCAGGAACUGAACAAGUCGACCAGAAGCCCAUCCUGCCCAUCCAAAUAGACCAGAAGCCCCCUUCCAGUGCUGCUGAUCUCCUCAAAGACAAUGUGGCCAGUGGUGGAGGUCCACGGCCACCAGUGCCUGUCAUAAAGAAGGAACACAAAGGCAAAACGCCUUUCGUUUGUGGCUACUGCAACAAGGCCUUCCGCGACAGCUACCACCUGCGGCGCCAUGAGUCCAGCCACACUGGUAUCAAGAUGGUGUCACGGCCAAAGAAGACCGCCCAGACAGCCCCCACAAUGGUACCCAUGAUCUCCACCAUGCCAAGGGAGAACAACGGCAACCCUUCCUACAUCUCCACAGUAGCGGGAAUCCUCUCCACAGCAACCACCUCUGUGUCCUCCAGUAUCAUGACGUCGUCCGCAAUGGGCAACGUGCCGCAGCAGAACGUGCCCAAGAAGCCCGCCAAACCGGUCAAGAAAAACCACGGGUGCGAGAUGUGCGGCAAGGCCUUCCGUGACGUCUACCACCUGAAUCGCCACAAGCUGUCCCACUCGGAUGAGAAGCCAUUCGAGUGCCCCAUCUGCCAGCAACGCUUUAAAAGGAAGGACAGGAUGACCUACCAUGUCCGCUCGCAUGAUGGGGGAGUACACAAGCCCUAUGUAUGCUCAGUGUGUGGGAAAGGCUUCUCCAGGCCAGACCACUUGAGCUGCCAUGUGAAGCAUGUCCACUCUUCAGAAAGACCGUUUAAAUGCCAAGUAACGGCCUGUACCUCUGCUUUCGCCACCAAAGACAGACUGCGCUCCCACAUGAUCCGACACGAAGGCAAAGUCACCUGCAGCAUCUGUGGAAAGAUGCUCAGCGCAGCCUACAUCACCAGCCAUCUGAAGACUCACGGACAGACCAACUUUAACUCCUGUAACAAAGAUGGCAGCGAAGUCUGUAAUUCUGCAUCAGCCACGCCUGUGACCAUCUCUGCCCCCAUCACCACGACGAUGAACCGAGGGAACCAGAACAACCCUGUUACCAUUGCAGCGCAAAUGAACAUUAGCACCAACACGGUCAACAUUACAUCUCCGGUCAGCCUCCAGCACCCAGUCACCAUCACCGGCCCCGUUAACAUCGCAUCUGUCAACAUCCCCGCCACAGCACCCAUGAAUAUUGCCCACCCCGUUGCAAUAACCACCCCCAUGCCUAUGAAUAUGGCCGGUCCGAUCAACAUCGCCAUGAGGCCUGUGGAUAGCAUGUCCUUCCUGUCCCAAGUCUUGCCUUCUUCCCCACCCUGGUAAAAAAACAAAACAAAAAAAAAAAAGCAAAUGGAGAGAGUGCUAUGAACUGGCCUGAAAGGAAGGGAAAAAUGAAGUGAAACUAGAGACUCCUGUCCUCAUUAUUUGCACCUCAAGCCCAGAUCUUUCUUCCCACCUGAACUACGUUCACUUCAACAAACCCUGGAGUGAACUUUUGCAUGAGCUGUGCAGCCGGUAGGAGCUCCCUGAAGUCACAGCAAUGUCCCAGCUUAGGAAAAGUGACCGUCACAAGACGCAGAACACUUGAGUAGAAAUCAAGUAGGAUUUAUAAUGAAAUCAGGACAACAUUAAGACUUAGAGUAGGCAGUUAGAGAGAUGAAACUGUGAUAUGUAUCAUGAUGAAUGGGAGGAGGGGAGGGGAGGACUCGGUAGGAAAAAAACACACCUGUGCUUUUACAAAAGGGAGAUGAGAAAUGGACUGAAGCAAUAAUUAUAAAUUGCUGUUUUUGAUGUUUUACAAGUUCUCUCCCAAAGCCUCUGGGUGUUACUUUGUAUGUUGUUUUUUAACUAUAGCCUGCUAAUCACUAUUUAAUGUAAUAGGAAAUGAGUCUAGUAAAAGGGACAGCAGCUUCCACAUGCAUGGAAGGAUAUUUUUUCACAGUGCUAUAGCUUUGUUUUGUUUUGUUUUUUUCUUCUGAGACAGUAGGUAUGCUCUUGAGGUACAGUGACUAACUUGUACAGUUGACAUAGUAAUGUAUUUUCAUGUCAGCAUUUUAACUUUUUUGCUUUGUCUUUCAAGCGGAUGUACCCAAAAUGUCCUCUUGAUAAUUAAAUAUUUGUACUUUGUUUUCUACUUGUAUGGAAACACAGAGGUUUGUUUUUAUUUUGCCUAUUUGUAGUGUUGAUUUUUUCAUGAAGUCAGAGUGGAAUGAGUCUUGCACUGAAAGCAUAUCCUACACACAGGUGAACAGCAGUAUUAUCAAAGAUCAAAUUGGAGUCUUAAGUGAUUUGGUUAGCAUGCCUGCACUUGAGGGCCAUCUAGUGGCUGACCAUGGAAAGGCCUGGCCUUGUAGUGAAGCUUUUUCAGGCUGUUUGUCAUCAAUAAGGUGACUACUUUUUUGUCCGACUCUUCUGUACACUGUUUUUUUAACCAUUUAUCUGUUAUAGCCCCAAUAUGAUGCUUAGGAUCCCUCACUCAGGAAAACAUAUGAAAGCCCAUUACUCAUGCAUUUAAUUUCUUACAAACUGAAUAUAUCCUCCAUGUGUAUCUUUAUUUUUGACUUCUCGUUAUUCUUCUUUAGGUUUCAAAAAUAAUUAGGCAGUAAAAAACUUGCCUCAACUUCUAUCAGGGACAAGAAGUCCAAUAAUUAUUGAUUUAAAAGCAUAGCCGUCCAUUUAAAAAUCAUGUACUGUGCAAUGGCAUACAUGCUGUACCUUUUUUUUAACAUUUCCUUUAAAGUUGAGCUCAGUCUCAGGCUGCGUAGUAAUGUGGCUGAGACUUGAAAAAGUUUGAUAAAAUGCAAGUUUGUGCCCAUUAAAAUAAUGGGCUAUUAUUGAUGUUGCAUGACCCCAAACACUGUAGCUGUUGAACAUGAACUAUUUUUCAAUGAAUGCCAUGGUAUAUCAACAGUGUUGCAGUUCUUUGAGUUGGUUCAGUGUAUACUGAAAAAUGCAAUAUGCAUGUUUGUCAUUUUUCCCAAAUUUUGUUUUGAACAAAAUGUUAGUGUAGCUUUUUGUUUUUUGUUUUUAUGCAUUUACGUAGAUACACUAUGAUAGCCUGUUUGCCAAAUUUGAUACAAUAAUAAUGUGAUGAACUUAACAUUUCAUGUGGGAUUGAACAUCUCUUUAUUUUUAAGGAAAAAAAUUGGAAAUUCCAGGACCCUUGUGAAAGCAGUUGAAUGUAUAUCUUUGUACAAAACUAUUUUAGUUCCAAGGAUAAGGUAGUUACGAUAGAUGUGAAAGAUAAGAUAACCUUUUUUAUAAAUCUUUUGUAUUAGAACAUUAACAAUGGUAAUUUUGUAUAUAUGAGAGGCUAGGCUUUCUGAUUAGCAGAAAGGUCAAACAUUCCUACAUUUUUUUUAAAUGUAUGUUUGUCAAAUUAUUACAUAAACAUGCGCA